Panicum virgatum (switchgrass) is the source of this 3457-nucleotide messenger RNA. RefSeq lists its product as uncharacterized. NCBI's taxonomy places the organism in Eukaryota, Viridiplantae, Streptophyta, Magnoliopsida, Poales, Poaceae. The record is from RefSeq and is a predicted model, not a curated record. The transcript has a single exon. Bases 200 to 3118 code for a protein of 972 amino acids.
AUUCACAAAGUCAAGUCUGGGAGCAAACGAUUAAUCAUCCCGGCCGCCGGGUGAGGUCUUGGCGGUCUUAUAAAUUACAGGAAAAAACAUACUAGGCAGUAAUAUAAAUUAAGCAGUGGUUCAAGCUUAGUAGCACGCACUAGCUAGGACAGACAGUCGAAGCACCAACCAAUUCAGCUUGCAUUGCAUUGAAGCUCUCAUGGCUCAGCCAACGCAGCCAACGGAGGAGCCAAUGCCGUCCAAAAAGCCGGAGGAGGAGCCGCAGUCGAAGUCGUGGGAGUACAGGCUGCGCAAGUACCUGCUGCUGCUGGCCACCGUGGUGGCAACGAUGACAUACUCCGCGGCGUUCAGCCCGCCGGGGGGGGGGGGGGGGCUGUGGCAGCAGACUGACGCCGCCGGCCACCUCGCCGGCGACCCCAUCCUCCGGGACACCCACCGCCGGCGGUACCUGGUGUUCUUCUACUGCAACGCCACGGCGUUCGCGUCGUCGCUGGUGGUCAUCAUCCUCAUCCUCCUCCUGUCCGCCCUGCACGGGGACAAAAACGACAUGAGUUACACCCUCGGGCCCCUGCGCGUGGUCAUGGUGCUGGACCUGCUCAGCCUCCUGAGCGCCUACGCCACCGGCACGUGCCGGGACCCGAUCAUCACCGUGUACAGCUCGCUGGCCGUCGUCGCCGUCUUCAUCUACCUCGUGGUCCAGCUGUGGACGGCGGCAGUGGCGGAGGCAGAGGCAGCGGCGGAGGCGGCAGUGAAGGCGAAGGCGGCGGCUGCUGUGGCUCCGAUGCCAGAGGUGGGGGUGGUAGUGGAGGCGGCGGCGGUGGCGCCAGAGGUGGAGGUGGUAGUGGCGGUGGCUGCGGCACCGGUGCUGGUGCCGGCUGUGGCACCAAAGGUGGAGUCGGUAGAGACGGUGGCGGCUGCACCGGCGCCAGCACCGCGAGAUGAGGAGAAGAAGUACGAGCGACCACGCAAGGUCCUGAUGCUGCUGGCGACGUUCGCGAUCAGCGUGACGUACGUGUCCGGGCUGACCACGCCCGGCGGGUUCUGGGACGGCAGUCAGGCGGGGCGCCGCGCCGGCGACGCCAUCCUGGAGGACUACAACCGCGGCCGCCUGGUGACCUUCUUCAUCGGCAACACGACGGCGUUCGUGGCGUCCCUGGGCAUCAUCCAGCACCUCCUGGCCAGGAGGCUGCGCGGCAAGGACAGCAAAGUGUGGCCCGUGGAGCUCCGCGGGUGCAUCGUCGUCGCGCUUGUCGGCCUCGUCGUGGCGUACGCCGCCGGCAGCUGCAGGGACGUCGAGACCACGGCCUACGUGGUCGUCCUCGUCGCCCUUGUGCCGGGAUACAUGGGGUUCCACGCGGCCUUCGCUGGAGAUGUUGUCAAAUCCAAGCUCUGGAAAUGCCUCAGAAUGCUGAUCAGCACCUACUCCAAGCACAGCGAGCCUCAGCAGGAGGAAACUGCCGGCGAGGACAAGGAGGAAGCUGCCAAGAAGAAGCAAUCUAUGGACAAGGCUCGGUCCCUGGUUCUGCUGCUGGGCACCCUGGCAGCGAGCGUCACCUACCAGGCGGGGCUGCACCCACCAGGUGGCGUCUGGCAGGACGACGGCAACGGCCACCUCGCCGGCGACCCCAUACUCCUGACCACCAGGGCCCGGCGGUACAAGGCCUUCAACUACUGCAACUCCACCGCCUUCGUGGCCUCCCUGGCCGCCGUCGUGCUGGUCCAGCGGCAGUUCGCGCUCCGGCACCACACGCUGGAGGUCGCCAUGAUCCUCGACCUCUUCUGCCUCAUCGGCGCGUACGCCGCCGGGAGCUGCCAGAACGUUAGCAACGCCAUCUUCGUCGUGGCGCUGGGCGCCGGCAUCGUGAUCUACGUGGUCAUCCACGUGGCCUUCUUCACGCUCGAACACAAGGACGACACGAAAGUUGACCGUGUUCGCCAGCUGGAUAAGAGGCGCAAGCGGCUGCUCAUGUUCGCCAUCCUGGCCGCGACCAUCAGCUACCAGGCCGGGCUGACCCCGCCGGGCGGCUUCUGGCCCGCCGACGACGCGCGGCUCGGCCACCGCGCCGGCAAGCCGGUGCUGCUCUCCAACUACCCGCGCCGCUACAGCGCCUUCUUCUACAGCAACUCGCUGAGCUUCAUGUCGGCCGUCGCGCACAUCGUCCUCCUCGUCAACCCCAACCUGUACCGGCCGGCGAUACGGAGCGGCGCGCUGUCGGUAAGCACGGCGGCGGGUAUGCUGGGCCUCAUGGCCGCCUACGCCGCCGGGAGCACGCAGCACCUGAGGACGUCCAUCUACGUGUUCGUGCUGGCGUGCAUAGUCUUCGUGUGUCUAGCUGUGCUGCUCGUCCUAGGGAAGAACAAGGCCACGCCCAGUGUCAAAGAAGAGAAGAAGGAGGAGGAGGAGGAGGAGGAGGAAAAGAAGAAGGAGAAGGAGGAGGAGGAGGAGGAGAAGGAGAAGGAGAAGCACGGCAAGUCCAAGUACCUGAUGCUGCUGGGCAUCCUGAUGGCGAGCGUCACCUACGCGGCGGGGCUGGACCCGCCGGGUGGCGUGUGGCAGGCCGACGGCGACGGGCACACCGCGGGCGACCCGGUGCUGCGCACCAACCGGAGGCUCCGGUACAUCUUCUUCUUCCUCUGCAACUCCACCUCCUUCGUGGCGUCCGUCGUCGCCGUCGUGCUGCUGCUGUCGGAGCGGCUGGUAAACCCGAAAAGCCAACACCCCAUCCAGGUGUGCCACAUGCUGCCCGCCUGUCCCGCAUGCACCGAGAAGGAGGAAGAGAGGAAGAGGAAACAGAAGGGAGAGAGAGGCUGGUUCCUCACGGCGACCAACAUCGCCAUCGUGGUGAACCUCCUAGGCCUCCUGGGAGCGCAAGCCGCCGGCUCCGGCAGGGGCGGCUGGAGGACGUCGGGGUACGUCGUCGUGCUCGCCGCGCUGGGCUUCGUCGCCGUCCACGCGCUCAUGUCGUGCUACGACACCGCCAGUAAACUGCUGACGACGCACAGCAGCAAUCACGAGGGGCCAGUUGCAGGCGCCAACAGCAAUGAGCAGCGCCCAGCUGUACUCCCUCCAUCCCAAAAUAAACGCGCAUCUCACUUCUCAAGGAGCCAAACAUUUUGAAGCUUUUUCAAUUGUUUACACAAGUUGAUUGUAUUUGUUUUGUUGAUUGAACCUUGGUCUUGUUAUUCAUCUCUACUCAGUCUUUUUUUAACGGACGACAAAAGCUUUGCCGAAAUUUUAUUAGGCGGAAUAAAAAAAGAAAAAAAGAACAAAGGACAAUUACAAGGCGGUAAGUGCAUCUAGGCCCAUAAUAGAUUUUGGUGAAUUGAAUAAUAACAUAAUUAAAGGACUAACGCUUUAAUUGAGAUAUCAUGAGCAAGAAUUUAUUUGCAUAUCAAUUUGUGUAUCGACUCAUGUAUCAAGGAAUCAAAUAAAAGAGAGCCUAUUAGACAAAAUCAA